This is a messenger RNA of Peromyscus leucopus (white-footed mouse), 4268 nucleotides long. RefSeq names its product lysophosphatidic acid receptor 4 (gene Lpar4). Gene Ontology annotation, molecular function: lysophosphatidic acid receptor activity. Gene Ontology annotation, cellular component: membrane. The record is from RefSeq and is a predicted model, not a curated record. Lineage: Eukaryota; Metazoa; Chordata; Mammalia; Rodentia; Cricetidae. The transcript is spliced from 3 exons. Bases 577 to 1689 code for a protein of 370 amino acids. Gene Ontology annotation, biological process: phospholipase C-activating G protein-coupled receptor signaling pathway; positive regulation of Rho protein signal transduction.
CUCCUUAUCCAAUGAAAAGCAUUUCCUAUUGAGACCCCCAAGAGUUCCCCGGCGGCCCUCGGCUCCAGCAAGGACUUUGGGCCUUUUCUUGUGUCCUGUUUGUUAAAGGCAUGCGGGCUACAGCAUUCAAGAGGGCUAGUUCUUAACAAAGGGAAAGAGAUAAAUGUAAAUAAGCUCACAUUUUCAGAAUGAGCGGUUUGCAGUAAGGAGCUGCGGCAGCCCAGACUCUGCUCCUUUGGGCUGGGCUAACCUUUCCCUGUUUUUUUUUUUUUUUUUUUUUUUUUUUUAAUGGAUAAAAAUAUGCACUUCCAAAGUGCGAGUUGCCCGUUUACAUGUUUAUUAGCUAUUUAUCCACAGGCAUGAGCACAUUCUCUCAUCUAGAACACUCUUUUUUUGGUUCUCAAUUAAGGAAAUCCUUGAUCGUCUGCCUUCAGAAAAUUCAUUGAUUAUCCAAGUCUCAGAAAAAUUUGGUGCCAGAAUUUGGUUUGAACUAAUGAAGAAAGCAUUCUCCACUGGUCCUUAAUCUCAGAGUGGUGAACCCCUGCAUCUAGCAGGCUUUCUGGGAAAAAAAAAUCCAUGGGUGACAGAAGAUUUAUUGACUUUCAGUUCCAAGAUUUAAAUUCAAGUCUCAGACCCAGGUUGGGCAAUGCAACUGCCAAUAAUACUUGCAUUGUUGAUGAUUCCUUCAAGUAUAAUCUGAAUGGUGCUGUCUAUAGUGUUGUGUUCAUUCUGGGUCUAAUAACCAACAGUGCCUCUCUGUUUGUCUUCUGCUUCCGCAUGAAAAUGAGAAGUGAGACUGCUAUUUUCAUCACCAAUCUGGCCCUCUCUGAUUUGCUUUUUGUCUGUACCCUACCUUUCAAAAUAUUUUACAACUUUAAUCGCCACUGGCCUUUUGGUGACACCCUUUGUAAGAUCUCAGGGACCGCCUUCCUCACCAACAUCUACGGGAGCAUGCUUUUCCUCACCUGCAUUAGUGUGGAUCGUUUCCUAGCCAUUGUCUAUCCCUUCCGAUCUCGUACCAUUAGGACCAGGAGGAAUUCUGCCAUUGUGUGUGCUGGAGUCUGGAUCCUAGUCCUCAGUGGUGGUAUUUCAGCCUCUUUGUUCUCCACCACUAAUGUCAACAAUGCGACCACCACCUGCUUUGAGGGUUUCUCCAAACGUGUGUGGAAGACAUACCUGUCCAAGAUCACCAUAUUCAUUGAAGUUGUCGGGUUCAUCAUUCCUCUGAUAUUGAAUGUUUCUUGCUCUUCUGUGGUGCUGAGAACCCUCCGCAAGCCUGCAACAUUGUCUCAAAUCGGGACCAAUAAGAAAAAAGUGUUGAAGAUGAUCACAGUACAUAUGGCAGUUUUUGUGGUAUGCUUUGUGCCAUACAACUCUGUUCUCUUUUUAUAUGCCUUGGUACGCUCCCAAGCCAUUACUAAUUGCUUAUUGGAAAGGUUUGCAAAGAUAAUGUACCCAAUUACCUUGUGCCUUGCAACUCUGAAUUGUUGCUUUGAUCCUUUUAUCUAUUACUUCACCCUUGAAUCCUUUCAGAAAUCCUUCUAUAUCAAUACACAUAUAAGGAUGGAGUCCCUGUUUAAGACUGAGACACCCCUGACCCCAAAGCCUUCCCUUCCAGCUAUUCAAGAGGAAGUUAGUGAUCAAACAACAAAUAAUGGUGGUGAAUUAAUGCUGGAAUCUACCUUCUAGGUAUGAGAAUUGUCUUUCAGGUUCAGCUAUGGUGUUUCCUAUGAUUUUUCCUAUGCUAUAAAUAAGAGGAAAAAAUUGAAGCUAAUGAUGCCGAAAAUAGAUUAAUGUACCAAAUACAGUCAGAUACAUUUGUUUGAACACUUAUUGUACAUAUUCUGUUUUGUUCAGUAAUUAUAGGUCAAGUCUAAUUACAGCAACUAAAACAGAUCAUCAGAUUCUUUUGUUGAGUUGAAAUUUCAUUAUAUAAAUGACCAGUGAUUGUUUUUGACUUUUGAUGAUGUGGGGGUUACUUUAAAACUUAAAAAAAAGACAUUCCAGUGAUUUUGGUAAUUGGGUUGGGCCUAUAAAUAUAGAACAAAUUCAGGGAUUAUUUAAAAAUGUUUGUGUUACUACUGAUAUAUACUGGUAUUUUUUUUUUCCUUUUUUGAAUUAUCACGGAAUUUAUUUUACUAAAAGAACUUAUUUUUCCCUAAUGUUAAUAGGACAUGUUGAGAAAGAGAAAUGUGUUGAAUUUAAAAGGAUUGGCAAAUUUUAUCUAGAUUAUGAAAACAGAAAUAAAGUGUUUGAAUGAAUAUGGGUGGGAAAAUUGGAAAAUAGACAACAUUUACACAUAUAUAACCACAAUUAGUGUCAGCUUUAAAACUUUCUUUUAAAACAAUACUAGAAUUUUCCUAUGAAAUUGCUGAUCUUGAAAGCUGCUACAUAUGUUCCUGGCAGGUGAAAAAUGGAAAAAAAAAUCAUAAAAUUACAGUGUCAAUUUAAAAAACUUUAAGCAACACUACAUUAUUUCUUAAAACUUCCACUUAUCUUUUGUGGGGGUGGAGACUCGCUUGUAGAAAAUAUUUAUUCUUCAUAUUAAAUGUUGGGACACAGUACGGCCACAGAGCUACAGUAUUUGUGUCCAGGUCGGGAGCAAGUUGAAAAGAGAAGUGAACAAAAUAAUAGCAGCAAGAUCUUUUAUAGCUUGUAUUAGUUUUUUAGGUAGGGGUUAGAUAGCUGUAACUUUGAAAUAUAUACUCUUUACUGUUAGAUUAUGGAGCACAUUGUAGCCAAGGUGCUACUGAAUGUGUGCUCAGGUCGGGAGCAUAUUGAAAAAAAAUGUAUAUAAUAAAAGACACAAAAAGGAAAAUUAUCAAUAAAAAAUUUACAAAACUAGAAAAGGAAAAAAAAAUAACAAAUAACAAAAUAGUUCCUAACACUUGCAUCACUGUUUUACUAUUUUUGAAGUUCCAUAAAUUUAAAAACACUAUGCCAUUUUAAUAAACAUUUUAGCGUAAUUCAGUUAAAAACCUGCUAAAAUUGUGUCUGGGACAGGAUUGAAUUAGAUAAAAAUACAUACCUUCUAAAACAAACCCUUACAAAACAAAUAAAAGGAGCACUUCCAAAUGUAGGGUGUGCGUUUUGCGCAUCUAUAGCAUUUAAUAAGUGCUCCAAUUGUCAGAUGAUACAACUAGGAAACGGCUAAACUGCACCAAGUUUGAGAGGGAAUGAAUCAAAGCAUCAUUUAAAAUUUAUGAAAGGAGAAGAAUCCUUUUUGUAAUGCAAAUAACAAAAACAAAAAUCUUUACAAUUUUAGUUUUUCUGAUGUAUAGCAGAUUUACCUUAAAUAUGCAUCAGUCUGUUCUUAAAAAAUGUAGAAAAUGUGGCAAUUAAAACAUGCUCAGAAUUUUAAAGUAAACUUCCAGGAAUAACCUAUCUUAUAUAUUGCUGAUGAACUUGUGCCAGAGAGUGGUUAAAUUAAAAAAUCACAGAACAAUGAUGAAAUGGUAAAAAUUCUAAAGCAAUGAGCAAAUUCUUGAAAUUCCUUAAUCUGUUUUUCUAUCUGGUGAUAUGUAGGCUUAAAAAAAUAAUAAAAAAAUUAAAGUAAAAAUCAGUGAGCACAAUGAAACUUUAAAGACUGUUGAAUUUGAGCUUGGGUUAGGAACUAGCUGAAAAAAAAAGUUGCUAAAACAAUAGAACAAUAGUAUAAAUGAAUUCAUGUUUUAAAUUCCUAAAAAUAACUAUGCAUUGUAUUGUUUUGCAAAGAAAGGUAGUAGUUGAAAUACAUAAGGCCUUAGGCUCAGUUAGACAAAAGUAGGUUAGAUUAGAUGAAUUUCAGUUGUUAGGUUAAUGUUGUAAGGUAAAAAUAGUAAUCAAAGGAUGAAAAUUUGUUUCCUUCAGUAUUUUCUUUUCUUCUUUCUUUUUUUGUAAUAUUGAACUAUAUGUGAACUCUUUGUAUUCUUAGCUGUUAAAAUUCUAGAAUUUUAGGAUUAUAGUAUCAAAUCAUUGAAUUGGAUGUUAGCUGAAUUGACAUAAAUACAUUUUAAAAUCAUUUUUCUUUAGUAUAAUUUUCAUGUUUAAUGUUGAUUACUCUUUAAUAUUUCACUUUAUUUGGUUAAUUUCCAUUUUAUAUUUAAUAUAACUUGCUAGUCAUAAAAAUGGUGAUGUGAAUAAUGUAACCAACAAAUUGUAAUGUGUACCUGAAUGUAAAAUGGAAUUUAUUUUACAUUUACAAAUACAGGUAAUCCUUCAGCUGUAAUUACAACCUGCAUUUAAAUGUUUAUUAAAUAUAAUAAAACAUUUGGAUUAUUAAGCCAUUA